Molecule: messenger RNA, 2937 nt
Organism: Panicum hallii
Lineage: Eukaryota; Viridiplantae; Streptophyta; Magnoliopsida; Poales; Poaceae
Product: E3 ubiquitin-protein ligase EL5-like
Exons: 2
Coding region: 603-1400 (265 amino acids)
Source: RefSeq, a predicted model, not a curated record
CUGUGCUUAGUAGGAGCAGGAUUUUCCGAGAGCUCGUGUCUCCUGCGAUCAGGAUAGAGCUCAUUGUGCCAAUCCGAAAGCCUCCUCGUGAGACGAAGAUAAUCCGGCGGAGUCCAGUUUCAAAGAACCUGCCUGACACCAAGAUGGUCCAGCCCAGCCAUCUUCGCAGUGACAUGUCAAGCUCAGCAUCGUAGAUUUUUCAGUUUUUCUUUUCCAAAAUAAGAUUUUUCAGCUCUGGUCAAUACUAGUCGGCUACUCGCCGUCACCGCUAGUCGGCCAGGCAGCCACUGUCACUGCUCCAGUGCUCUCCACUUUCCCCUCCAAAAUCACCUCCAAUCCCAUCCAAAUCACACACGCUCCUCCUUCCCCCAAUCACUCCGUAUAUAUACGAGACGCACCCACUCCAAUCCGACCCAAUUCCGCUCCCCAACCCAAAAAAUUCCCCCACUCCCCCACUCCCAAUCUCGCAAUCGCACGGCCGGAGCCGCAGCCAAGAACUCGUCGGAGCAGAGGGAGGCAGCCAAGAAAGCUGGGGAAGAGGGUCCUUUCGGGAGCAGGAAGAGGAGACCGAGGAGAAAGGGGGAUCUGGAGGCGGCGCCCCGAUGGCGGUGACGGGGACCUCUGCGGCGGCGGCGGCCACGAUGCUGGCGGCGGCGGCGGCCAUCUUCAUCACCUUCGUCCUCUGCUUCUACCUCUUCCUCUGCGCCAAGCGCUACCGCGGCGCCGCCCCGACGAUCGGGGGCGGAGGGAGCGGCGCGGGCGGGGGCCGCGCGCGGUUCGUCUUCGCGGGCGCGGGCUGCCACGGCGGCGGCGGGGGCAUGGACGAGGCCGCCAUCGCGGCGCUGCCGCGGAAGGAGGUGGCCGCGGGGGACCCGCCCGCGGACUGCGCCGUCUGCAUCGCGGAGGUCGCCGCGGGGGAGGCCGCCCGCGUGCUGCCCCGGUGCGGCCACGCGUUCCACGUCGAGUGCGUCGACAUGUGGCUGCGCUCCCACUCCACCUGCCCGCUCUGCCGCUGCGCGGUCGUCGACGAGGAGGCCGCGCCGGCCCCGCGGGCGCCCGAGGCCGACCCGGAGUCGCCAAACUUCCCCACCAACGUCCUCUUCGUCGGCUCCCAGGACGCCGUCAGCACCCGCGGCGCCGCCGCGACGCCGGUGGAACCUCCCCAGGCGGUGCCGGCGCAGGCGCCGCAGCUGAUUCCAGGACCCAUCGCCGGAGUCGCGGCCGUCGUGGAGGCGGCAAGGGUAGCCGCCCUACGCCGGCUGCUGGGCUGCGGCGGCGCGACACCGUCCCCACCGACGCCACCGCAGCAGCAGCAGCAGCAGCAGCAAGACCGCGACUUGGAGGCCGGGCUCGGCCGCGGCGAGAGCAGCGGGUCACCGCCGCCGGCGAAGCCGCAGUAAGCUUCUUGUUUGACGCUUGCCUGUCGCGUUCCUCAUGUUCCUCGUCUUCUCGGGCCAUUUGAGGCAUCAGAAGAAGGAAGCAAGUGUACAGAGGAUCUGUUGAUCUGUAAUCAACAGCUACAUAUAGUGCUAGAAUUCUACAAACAAAAUUCAUGGAUGCGUUUCGGUGCCAUGCCAUCCCCACCAAGGCGGGGAUCCAAGUUACUCUUCCACAUCUCUGUUUCUGUUCUACCAUGGCCUCAAGGUAAAAUUGUUCCAGCAUUCACCAAUGCCCGGCCGUGAAAAAUGAGAAAUGCCUGUGCUGCAUUUCGCUGUCGAGUGGCCGCACUGUGUUUCCACAUGCGACGGCCUUGCCGCCACGGAAAGGCGCGAUCUUGACGCGAGAGCAGCUGCUGUUAACGACCAGACAAAUAUCUGAGUGCAGCAACACCAACACCCCAUGUUCUGCAGUUACCAGCUGCCGCCAUCCUCAGUCACCUGACUGCAGACGAUGAUGCCCUAUGAGAGCCACCCGGUUUCAGGAGUUUCCGUUCGUCCCUCUGCCGGCACAGCCAAUCAAAUGUCAGUAGAGGCCACCAGUUUGCUGGACAAUUCCCCGACGUUUUUGUAUGGAUCUGCCCAGGAAGAAGUUACUACUGUUUAGACCGGGGUGAACUGAGCACGACGUUUUGGAACGAGAGAAUUCUUUCUCUAGAGUCUUGCAGGAACUGAAGACAGUUAGUGACCUUAAGUACUUCACUAAAGUGACAGAAAUCCUAUUAUUAUAGUACUCCGUACCAAGUACUGGCAUCACAACCUAACCCAGAAUGGUUUGAACAAGGGCGACAACGGGCGGAGACGGUAGUAGAGCCCCCAGUGGAGGUGGGAGUUGGCCAAACAGCGAAACGUGUCAAGCACCACGUGGACGCGAUGGCAUCAGAGGAAGGCGCCGUGCCGUGCCGUGUGCGCGGAUGCCGCUGCGGAUAGGCUCGCGUUCCGCCGGCCGCGUCAUCGUCCCCAUCACCACGCCAUAAUCGCAACGCAAGGCUACAAACCACGUCGGCGUCGCCGAGUUUAUAGUGCCCACUGCCCACCACCCCUGUCCCUUGCCCAGGCCUACAUGGCGCCGGCAAGGCGGCAACUUGCGCCAUCGCCCAACAGUUCCGUCUCGCCGGCCGGCCUUCUUCGUCGGCGCGCCUCCGUCCAGUUUCCAGGCAUGCCCUCCGGGUUGCCUUCUUAUCCUAUCAACCUAUUGAUUGCUUCAUUUGGUCACUCGGAUUUCAUUUGGUAAUUUGAAGAUAGUGACUGAGUUCAGUGUUCAGCUGCAGUAAAUACACGCAGCAUUUUGGGUAUGGGGGAAAGAUUUAUCAAAGAUUAGUAUCGUGGUGGAUGAGGAUGUUGUUUGGGUAUGUGCAUGGCUCUGUCGAAAUGAUAUGAUUUUUGACAAAGCCACACAUAUUACUGUUAUCGAUAUUCUUUUCAUGGAAAUUUAUUGCCUACAUUUCUAGGAAUUGUGGAGAGGAUGCAGUGGCACGCUAUGGCAUGGAGCUAUUUCUAA